CCCCUCCUAAACCACACUAUAGAAGAGCGGCUGGAGAGAAGACUUGUUCCUUAUUUGCAGACUUUUAAAAUAAUCGCACACACCGCUUGCAAAAGAUAAAGCGAGCGCAUCUCGUGUCGUCAGCUACUCUUGGGACUGGAAAUGGCAGAAGACCAUCAGGAAUCCCUAUUGCAGAGCCAGGUGUCUCUACCUGGAGAAGAGACCUCUCUGACAAUGCCGACCAGGCAAUCUUCUAGACGUGGUUGGAUGACUGGCUUCUUUGUUCUCCUUGCUGUUGGACUGAUUGCUGGCCAGGCUGUUACCGUCUACUUUGUCUUCACUCAGAAGGACCAAAUUAAAACUCUGCAAGACCACACUGACAUGUUGAAAAGCCAGUUGAGGCAGCAGCAGAAACAAGGCUCUGUUGUUCCCAGGAUGAUGCACAUGCCAAUGAUGAGCUUGCCUCUGCUAAUGGACGACACUGACGUCAAGCCAAAGAGCAGUCCUGCAAAGCGCCUUGAAGACACGGCCAUGGUGAGCAUUGAGCAGCAGGUGAAGGACCUACUGAAGCAAGACAACUUUCCAAACUUCAACAGCACCUUCCUAGAAAACCUCAACCUCAUAAAGAAACAAAUGAAUGAAACCGAUUGGGAGGGAUUUCAGUCUUGGAUGGGCAACUGGCUCCUGUUCCAGAGUGCUCAGAAGACUCCACCAAAGCCCACCACCCCUCCACAGCAGGAGAUCCCAGCCUCACAGGUGCAGACUAAAUGCCAACUGCAAGCCGGUGAGAAGUCCCGUCAUCUCGGUGUCUACCGCCCUCAGUGUGACCCUCAGGGUAACUUCACUCCCAAGCAGUGCUGGAGUGCUACUGGCUACUGCUGGUGUGUGGACAGUAAUGGCGACGAGAUCGCUGGAACUCGAACCCGGGAUCCUCUGGACUGCAACACUCAAUCACAGUAUGCACUGAAAGGACCCCGCAUGAUGGCCAUGCCCAGUCUGGCAAAGACCGUGCUGAUUCCAGAUAACUAAAGAAGAUAUAAUUGGAAGAAAUCCACAGCCUUCUAAUAUCAGCUUCUAAUGUACUUGACUUUUAGGCCAUGCAAUACUAAGGCAUUUUGAUUGCAGCUUCUAUCGUAAUAAUCAGCUUAAUAAUGAAGUUUUGAAGAGUUGCCAUUUAAACUUUUUCUUAUUAUUUUUUCAUAAAAGUGAAAUCUAAACGUGUAUCUGUAGUGAUUAUGAAUGUGUGCAUCACAGGGGCUCGGGGUAGGCUGGCAGAGUCAUAGAGCGGAGGGUGUAACUGGUAUGGGGGACCCCACUUAAUGGUUACAAGUGAGCAGUGAUGGAGGGAUUUGAGUAUCUCAAGCUAAAAACAGAACAGCGGACCUCUGAGACGAAUAAUCCUGAAGGCUUUGUGCUGGACGGGUUGUCUAAUUAAGGAAGAACAUUUCCUAGUAAGUAAGAAACACUGGUAAAUACAAAGAUCGAUCGAUGAUUUUAUUCAAAUGGAUGAUGACUUGUACAUUUUAAUAAAGGUGAUUGUAUUAUUUAAAGACAGUAAAGAAAAUAUAUUUUCUGAUUUAGUGAUUAUGAAUGUCUGCAUCAUAAGGGUUAGGGGUGGACUGGCAGAAGUAGGAUGGCAGAGUCAUAGAGUGGAUAAUGUAACUGGUAUGCGGGACCCCACUUAAUGAUUUCAAAUGAGCAGAGAUGGAGUGAUGGAGAAAAAAAACAAAGAAAAAACAAAAAAACUCCUUUGACUACCCCACCUUCAAAUAAUCAGUCAUUCCUGCAGGGUCUUUUUGUAAAAAUAUCAUUUAUUAAUUUUUCUUUAUAAUAUAUAUUUUUGUAAUAAAACAAUGUGCAAAGUCGGCAUGCCAAAAAUCACAAUGUUUUACAAGAGAGUGUUCAAUUGGUGCAGAGCGCCUUUCUCACCAUGGGACGUGACGACUUCUACUUUGCUGUCAAAGACCCCGAGUGGUGUCCAGAGAGCCCCCGAUACACCAAACAGGCCGUCAAGUCCAACAAACAAAAUAGAAAAAGUGAACACCAGAGCCGAAGAGAAGGGAGGUCAAUGUGAGCGCAUGAAUCCCGAAACUGGUGCCCUCGUUUAUAAGUUUUUAAGUUUUCUUGAAGUGUUGUCGUCACAUUCUUGUCUUUGGGUGGCACCACACCAAGGAGCGGGUCUAAACGGGCAUUCAGAGCUGAAAAGAAUCUUCUCUGCCGACACAUUUAAAUUGGCUCAACUUCUCGAGGUGUUCACACAAACAGAGAAAAGUUCACGCGUGUCUACUGGCGCUCACAAAUAAAAUCACAAAUGAAGGCCACCACUUCGGAGGGGUGCGGCUGAGGAUUUUAACAACUUGUUUGAUUUUCCUUUCCUGAAUUUUUGCAGGUAUUGUGUAAUUUUCCAUUUUAAGAUAAAAACAGAAAGUCCAUUUAAAGAACGCAGCAUUCAUUAGGGACAAAAGCUGUGACAUUAUUUUUGACAAAUAUGGGAAACUUUACUGGUUUGUGAAAAGAAGUGUGUAGGAGAAAGUCUGAUUGACUAUUUAGCAGUUAAACAAAUACAAGUUUGUAAAGAAAAGGUUACGGUAAUAUUAAGUGAACAAUAUUUAAAAAUAUUAAUGAUAGCUAAACAAAUACAUAAAGUGUGCAAGUGGCAAACUAAUAUUAGAAGUGAGGAAUAAAGAAAACUGCAUUAACAAUUACCAGAGGCAGGGAACAUAUUUACUUUUACUUAAUAUUAUUCUUAAUAUUUACUUCUAUUUAAAUGCAUGUUUAUAAUUGUUGUUGCUCUAUUUCACUCUAUACAGUAUAAGCGUGUGUGAUAACUUUUUUUAGCUGAAGAAUUGUACCAGUAAAAACAUAAGAUGUAACAAAUCUGAGAGGUGCUGGUGUUUGGUGGCUGUCCAAUAAAAUGAAAUUCUACAUAAA
Messenger RNA from Erpetoichthys calabaricus (reedfish), 2910 nucleotides. RefSeq names its product H-2 class II histocompatibility antigen gamma chain-like. The record is from RefSeq and is a predicted model, not a curated record. Bases 142 to 1008 code for a protein of 288 amino acids. NCBI's taxonomy places the organism in Eukaryota, Metazoa, Chordata, Cladistia, Polypteriformes, Polypteridae. Gene Ontology annotation, cellular component: basement membrane; membrane. Gene Ontology annotation, biological process: antigen processing and presentation; protein trimerization; intracellular protein transport. Gene Ontology annotation, molecular function: macrophage migration inhibitory factor binding; MHC class II protein binding. The transcript is spliced from 9 exons.